This is a messenger RNA of Bipolaris victoriae FI3, 774 nucleotides long. RefSeq lists its product as hypothetical. The transcript has a single exon. The record is from RefSeq and is a predicted model, not a curated record. The annotation marks the transcript as partial. Lineage: Eukaryota; Fungi; Ascomycota; Dothideomycetes; Pleosporales; Pleosporaceae.
AUGGAUUCUUCAAAAGAGGAACUUUUCCUCAUGUGUGAAGAGGCUCGCAAAGAAUGCGAAGAUUUCAUAGAAACCUGUAAGAUUGAAGAUAUGGGGCGCGGUUUCUGGGCCCCGUUUUGGCGAUCUGCAUCGCAGAUGUCCUUGUCUCUCACGAAAUCAUUUCUCUCAGUCGAAAUGGAAAGGAGUCAGCCGGAAUGGUGGAAUCACGAGGUAAUUCAGCGUCAUCUAGAGACCAUCCACCGGAUUAGGAAGUAUGAGCGAAAGCUUCGAUACUUGGUUCACGACAAGGAGAUCUUCCCCCUUCCCCGCGAAGAUAUCCGUGCAGCCGAGCCCCUUGAGCUGGAGGUCGCGGUGCUGGGCGAGACGAAGCAUAGUGUUGUAGCAGCCCGAGUUAUGUUCUUGUUGCGGGCGAGGAAGGAAGGACGAAGCACAUUUCCGAGCGACGGUGGUCUACGGUACGGAGGUCUUGACUUUUCCGCCUUUACCGUGAAGUGGAGUUUGCCGCGGUGGUACCAAUUUCUUUGCUCGAAUUAUACAAAGGAACCCUGGUUGCCUGAUUGGCAGGCAGUUGUGGGGCUGGUGGGCUGGGUCACAUACCAUGAGCGUUUCCUUUUACAAACGAUCCGCGGAAGCUGUGUUGAAGCCGGCAAGAUUGCUGCAGACGAUAGGGUGGUGCUCUUCCAGACAUCUAUAGCCUACGACAUGAUAGGCCCAGAUUGCAAAGACUGUCCCGUCUGCCAGGAGGAAGUGGCCAAGACACCAGCGGAAGGGGGG